UAUCCUCCGUACUAUACGCCUCUCCAUCUAAAACACUCCCCUCCGGACGUUCCCUAGCCGAUCGAACCGCUCGCUCCGCCUGCAGUCGCGCUUCUGAAACACCCUUUGUACAUACGCCCCGCUGACUCUCUCCGGCCGCCCUCACAGCCUGAGCGGCUCCACCUCCAAACGCCAGGCCACCUCCGACUUCUUACUUCUGACUUUACACUUCACACUUCUUACUUUAGGACUUCUGACCACGCCACAUACGCCUGCUACCGAACAAGGAAUGCGAUGAGCGAGGCAUACUCGUUGAUAUAGACCCUUCCCGCCAGACCUGGCCGACCCCCAGGAACGAAGAACCGACUUGCACGGUUGCCAUACUUCACCAUGGAGGUCGCUCCAGCUCUCACCGGGCACCAGAUGCUAGCCAAUGCCACUCGCGGCAGGAACAGGAGUGCUUCGGACGCUUUCCCCCCGACCGAACGAGAACCCCAAUCUACACAGCUUCCGAAGGCUGCGAGCUACACCUACUUUCCCCGUGUCAAAGACCUCGACGAUCCACCACUACUCGAACUCAAGGGCACAAUAUCGGAGGAGGAACUGAAGACAACAUCGAUCAAUGGCGACGGGUCCUCGAGGUCGUCCGCCGACUCGAGCCCCAGCUCCGAGGAUGCGCCCAAGGAACAGAUGCCGGAGCUCCGGCCUGCCAAUGCUCGUCGAAUGUCGAGGAUUCUUUCAUUCUCGAGUAAGAGCAGAGAUCCCUCGCAGGAGCCGAAGCCCUCACGCAACCGACUCGAUUCCCCCGCCGCGAAUGCCGACUCGCCCAAGUCCAUGUCACCUGCCCGAUCAUUCACGAAGCUGCGGAGGAAGUCUUGGAUUUCACAGUCAAGGUCAUCUUCACCUACAAAGGAAAACAAGAAAGCGAGCGCGAAGGAGCAGAAGGAUGGUCAGCAGGACAAGGCAGCAGGCACGGCAGUGAAGAGCGCGGAUCCAAGAAAGACUUCAUUGACAGUCGAGGCGAGCAAGCGCAAAAUGUCACUGACUGCACCAAGCAUUCCUGAGAAGGCCCGGACCAAGGACACCGCAGUAAAGGACCAGGACACCCAGAGUCGCGUGCUAACGAAAAAGUCAAAGAGACCGCUGAGCGGACUUUUCACAUCUUCCACCGAGCCGCAGGUGCAUACAACGGCCGCUGAUGCGCCUUCUGUCCCCCAACUACCAAAGUCGUUCUCCACCGAAAAGCUGCCCGCCUUCCCGCAAUCCCCGACGACACCAUCCCACAUCCCUCCGAUCCCUCGUAAUCUCUCCUCGGACAAGCUCAAGGGCGCCAAAACGGAGCCUCGCAAGAAAGACGAGCUCUGGACUGUGUACCGGACGUUGGAGGCGGACCUUCGAAAAUUCCAAUCCAAAUCCACCUCCCUCAAGGCGAAUGUGCUUCGCACGACUUUGCUACCGUUCCUUCGCUCAUACCUUAGCCAUCCCUCAAACCAGAAGCUGCGACCGGAGGAUCUUGAUCGACGUGUCAAUAUCUUGAAUGGCUGGUGGACGACCCUCAUGGACCUCCUUGCGGGGAAAAACAAUCAAUCCAUUUCCGGAACCGACCGACCCGCCAUUUUGGAAGGAAUAGCUGGAAUCAUGGAACGACCCGAAUGGCGAACGGCUCCUUCCUCCUAUUCCGCACCUGCAGAUCGUGCAGAGACGUCAUCGGCGACGACGGUGCAAACAGCGGCGUCUACUUCGUCGAGUUCCUCGGACUUCCUCGCCGAGUCGGUAUACCACAAUGUUCGCAAUAUCUUUACCUCGAAUCUGCUGGCCCAGAUGACAUUUGUCAUUGACAAGAUGUCGUUGCGAAAUGCAGCCGCCAGCUUGGUCACAUUCUGUGGCAAAACCUGUGCCUAUGCAUUUUGCUUCUGUCCAGGAGUCGCCGACAUCUUGGUCCGCCUGUGGAACCCGUCAAUCGAUUUGUUGAAACGCGUCUUUCAAGAAUCUGGAGUAUCGAGACAAGACCGACUCGAGGCAGUUUCCGACCGCGUUGUGUCGAGGUUCCCUCCAACGCUUCACUCGCUCAAGUUCCAAUCUCUGGCUAAAUUGGCCCGCCUCCUGCGACAGCCUGCGAACUUCCCUCUAGGAACGGGAAAUCUUGAUUGGUACGGCAGCUGGGUAAAGCGCUGGUCCGGCGCCGAGAGCGACAUGUUUUACGUCUUUGCAAAGCAUUACCACAUCCUAGUAACAGAGUUCCUGCCUGGUGAGACCACCGACGCCGAAAGGAUGUGCGUCCCUGGCCUGAUACUGGUCCACGCACAGAUUUUGUUCAACAUAGAUGCCACAAUAAACCGACACACCGCGCCGCAGCAGCCCGAAGAGGUGGUUCACAUUGCUUCAUCGAUAACCUUUGACGAUGUUCUGGGUGAUCCGGAUACUUCUGUAUCGUCGACAUUACCGAUCCCGCCUACGAACGUGACCAGGCAGAUGGCAGAAAACCGGCUGAUCAUGCUCAUACGCGAUCUGCUGGCAGAGAGGAAUUCACACUUGAAUACCGCAAGACGAACUUUUGCGGAGAGCUUUGGCCGACUGAUGAAAGCCGCGGCUAAGAGAGUGUCACUGUACGACAACAAUGCCUGCUAUACUCUGUGCGAUUUCAUGGAAGAGGCUUUCGUGAUCCUGGUCCGUUACGAGCAACUCAACGCACACCACCACUCCGUCCUGGAAUGGCCAUUCUGGCUUUCAGUAUGCAAGCAGAUGGCGGCGAGCCAGAACACCGCAACCGAGAUCAAGCUCUACUCAUUCCUCUACACCGCAUGGCCUACGAUCGUCGUUAACGAGGACCGCAAAACAAGCCUUUGCUUAGAUUUCCUGUUGGAGCCCGACUUUUUCGAGAGCAGAUUCAACCACUGGUGCCCGAUGGUUCGAUCCUAUUUCAUGCGAUUACUGUGUUGGAGAGUUGCGCGAUUCGACGGCGACGGAUCCGCUGCUGAAAUCACGAUUAUCAAAGCAUUGAGCGAUCGCUUGCGCUCCGUCUGGUCUCACUAUCUUUGGCUUCACCAGGACGCCGAAACCAAAGAAGUCGUUCUCCCAUCGACGACCGCCUGCAACCCCGCCCCUGGUCGACGCUUUCUCAUCAUUCGUAACGAUAACCCUGCAGUAUCUAGUUCCGGUCCCUUCAUCUCGUUCGAUGGAGUUCUUCAAUCACCUACAUCCAGGCGACUAUCUGCCUCGCCUUCUGUCCCCGAUAUCGAGAACCGGCCUGUCUCCGCACAGUCCACAGAUUCAGACCUUGCCGAAGAGGAACCCAACAAAGGCGGACGCUGGAGCUUGUUCCGUAAUCUCAUUGGCGGAUCCAAACAGUCUCCGAAGGCCAAAAGCUCACCGCCGAAAAAGGAAAAUGACAAGUCGACAAGUCAUGCUGCAGCGGACACAUCAGCCGGCGCAUCGCAAGACAAGGCUGUCCCGAGCGAACCUGCACCCUCGCACCGCAGCUAUAGUUUCCGUUUCUCCCUAGAGUGGGUUGAUAAACGAUUCGGAGUGUAUCAAAACAUGCGUCUCAGUCCCCCGCGACUUCCGCUACCCGCACAGACAUUACUGCAGGACGAAAAACACAACAUCCAACCCGCGGAUCGCGUCAAGCCAAUCGGGCCUGCGACUAGCUCGUCCCGCUAUGCUGGCAGAGCUCUGGCAGAGUGGACCUUCAUCUCCCACGAAUGUCAGAAUUUCUUCGACCGUCGAAAGAACGAAGGCGUGCCUUCUAAUAAGCUGGUCGAAACCCCAACUCUGGCUGUUGAGGCUUUUAGAAGACCAGGAUAGAUCUCCUCUGGACUAACUGUGUUGGCCGGCUAGCCCAAACACUACGACAGCAGUUCGCUUCAUCCAUCAACCUGCCCUUGUUGCCUUCCGGUUCUUUUGCUCGAAUCCAGAAUUUUGCGCACUU
This is a messenger RNA of Aaosphaeria arxii CBS 175.79, 3907 nucleotides long. RefSeq names its product DUF1765-domain-containing protein. NCBI's taxonomy places the organism in Eukaryota, Fungi, Ascomycota, Dothideomycetes, Pleosporales. Bases 370 to 3783 code for a protein of 1137 amino acids. The record is from RefSeq and is a predicted model, not a curated record. The transcript is spliced from 3 exons.